GCGAUGUACGAAAAAGUAUCUUUAUACUCCGGAGUCAGACUUAGAAUUUUGAAGUCCAGCUGUCUACCAUGGACUGUUCGGAUUUAUUCAAAUCAUUGAUCGUUCAUGAUUAGACCCAUUAGAGGGUUAGAGUGAUUUCAGUCAUAGCUAGGAAUGUACGUUCGCAUAAUGCAGGAUGACGCAGACCAGGUAUUGGACGCGGAGCAGUGGCGGCUGGAAGCCCAGGCAAUAAUCAACGAUGUGAAAAAGCACGUGCAGGACCUAAAAGUGUCUGAGCGGCUGACCAGCACAAACCAGAUGAUCUACCUGAACCUAAUCACGCUGGAGGGUCUGCGGUUUUGCGUGGAACUGUCGGUUGCCGGCUUCGCCAUUGUCGGCAAUCGGCACGACGACACGUCGAACGCGAGCAACGAACGUUUCGAGACGCCCUAUGGCCUCCUGAACUUCGUCAGUCCGCAAUACAGGAAUUCCUUCGGGAAUGCAUUGUUAGAUAAACUGAAGGAACUGAGCGAUAAACAGUAGAUCUCGAGAGAUAACAGAAAAAGAGCAACGUUAUUGUUUUGAUUAUUGUUUAGAUUAAGAGUUAAAUUAGGUUAAGUGCGUUUCAUCCCAGUGAGUUCUAUAUGUCCGUAUAUUCAUAGUUAGACCUUGUACUUAAGGCUUCCUUAAAUUUAUCUUUAGAUAGAUUGGCUGUUCAGCAGCCAAUGAAAUAAUUCGUAAAGUAUCUAAAAAUAAAUUUAAGGAAGCCUUAAAUAUAAGGCCUGAUUGUAAAUACAAAUAAUAAUGGAGCAUAUUGGAGCAUAUUUCUUUAUUUUUUCUUGUUACACUCAAAAUUUUGGCUGCAUUUUCUCUAUAUUAAAUUAUAGAAAAUAGCUACAGUUUGAUAAUUGAGAAGAAAAGCAAACAAAUACUUGUCUUUUUUACUCUUUUCUGCAAAUAAUAUUAGCCAAUCAACAGUCUCUGACAAAGAAAACAGUAUAAUCUUUUAUUAUCAGAAUGUCAUUGUAUAGGAAAUUGGGACACCCACGCUCCUCAAUGGCAUGCUCCAGUAUAUUAUAAAACUCAUUGAAUCCUUCAGAACUGACGUAGGUCUAUUGUGAAACUUAAUUAGAAAUCUCUUUGUUAAAAAUGUCAACAAUUGAAUUUUCUUGAUGUCAC
Molecule: messenger RNA, 1158 nt
Organism: Atta colombica
Lineage: Eukaryota; Metazoa; Arthropoda; Insecta; Hymenoptera; Formicidae
Product: GSK3-beta interaction protein
Exons: 1
Coding region: 154-522 (122 amino acids)
Biological process (GO): regulation of canonical Wnt signaling pathway
Cellular component (GO): cytoplasm
Molecular function (GO): kinase regulator activity; protein kinase A binding
Source: RefSeq, a predicted model, not a curated record